AUGGUCAAGAAGGAAACAUUAAAAGAAGUUGAUAGUAAACCAUUAGAUUCAAUUGAUGAUAAUAAAGGGGAGACCAAAAAAGAUAUAGCAACCACUGAAGAAUCUGAAACAAAAGAUAAAAUCCAGGAAGAAUCUAAAGAAGAUAAAAGUAAAACCACAACUGAAAAUGAUAAAAUAAGUAAUAAAAAGACUGAGGAAUUAGCAAUUGAAGAUAUACCACUUAAUGACGAUGCAGAUGAAGUCGUAAAAAAAACUGAAGUUGAAACCACAACUCUCCCACCACCUCCUCCCUCAAGACCAAAAGAUCCAGUUCAACAAACAACUCAAGAUUUAAAAGAUGCUUUCCCAUCAAUUGAAGAAAAAAUUAUAACUGCUGUAUUAAUUGCAUCUCAAGGAAAUCCAGAACCUGCUUUCAGUGCAUUACUUUAUAUUUCUGAUCCAAGUUUCAAACCAGACAUCCCCGUAUAUCAAACUACUACCACCACUUCAAAAAAUACAUCAGCUUCCAACAAAAAUGAAUCAAUUGGUUUCACAGAUGAUGAGAUAUUAGCAAGAAAAUUACAAAAAGAAUUUGAAUUAGAAGAUGAAAGAAGAAGAAGAAGACAUCAAGAUAGAAAUAGAAGAGAUAGAAAUGAAAGAGAUCAACAAGCAAGUAAUCGUCAACAUCGUCAAAAUUUAAAUGAUUAUGAAAGAAGUUAUUACGAAGAAGAGGAAAGUCCUGAUGAAUUUGAUCAAAUUAAAGAAACUUUUACCCAAGGAUUAGAAGAAGCUAAAACAACUUUAAAUGGAUGGGUUUCUGGAUUAGCUAAAAAGUUCGAUAGCGCAACUGCAAACAGACAACAACAACAACAAGAACAAAGAGAUAAUGCAACUACUUUUGGAUCAAAAUCUCAUAGAGAAGGUGGUAAUAAUUUUGGAAAUUUAGGAGGUACAAGAUAUUAUGAUGAACUAUAUAAAGGCAAAAAGACUAGAUUUGAUGAAGAUCCUGAAAUUAUUUCAUCUGAUUUUCAUGAUAAAAUUAGAUUAAAUAAAGAAAGCUCAACAAGCGCUAAUGAUGAUGACGAGGAAGCUAUGGCAAGUCCUCAUUUGCCAACAAGACCAAGAAAUUCAACAGAAUUACAAUCUGAUACUCCUUCAGCUAUACAAAGUGAUACGAAAAAAGAUACUCUCAAAAAGAAACAACCUUGGCAACCAGAAGAUCCACCAGCAGAUUCUGAUGCGUUUUUAGUUACUGAUUCAGAAGAAGAAGAUAUUGAAGUUACUUCAGAACCUGUUAAAAGUGAAAAAAAAUAA
Molecule: messenger RNA, 1293 nt
Organism: Lodderomyces jiufengensis
Lineage: Eukaryota; Fungi; Ascomycota; Pichiomycetes; Serinales; Debaryomycetaceae
Gene: CUE5
Product: ubiquitin-binding protein
Exons: 1
Coding region: 1-1293 (430 amino acids)
Biological process (GO): ubiquitin-dependent protein catabolic process
Cellular component (GO): cytoplasm
Molecular function (GO): ubiquitin conjugating enzyme binding; ubiquitin binding
Source: RefSeq, a predicted model, not a curated record